Molecule: messenger RNA, 717 nt
Organism: Helianthus annuus (common sunflower)
Lineage: Eukaryota; Viridiplantae; Streptophyta; Magnoliopsida; Asterales; Asteraceae
Exons: 2
Coding region: 1-717 (238 amino acids)
Molecular function (GO): zinc ion binding; nucleic acid binding
Source: RefSeq, a predicted model, not a curated record
AUGACAAAGGAAGAUUAUGAUGAAGUUGAUCGGGAGGUGAUGGAGCUGAUGGAUAUUCGCUGGUGCAUGGCAAGUGUCAUCAGGAAGGCUCAACGGUUCAUGGAGAUUACUAGGAGAAAGUGUUUGGAAGGCCCUGACAUGAUGAUAGGUUUUGAUAAAGCUAAAGUUUCAUGUUUUAAAUGUAAACAGAAGGGGCACUUCAAACGAGAAUGCACAAAUAACAAAGCUGAUGAUAAUGGGAAUCCUUUUCAUGAGGAAUACUACAAAAAGGCCAUCUAUCAUCGCAACAACAAGCAACCAUCAAGAACGCAAAUUGAGGAAGGGUCAUCUAAAGAGAAAAAACAAGCUAUGUUGACAAUUAAUGAUGAAUGCAGUGGACCCAAUGAGAGAAAAGAAAAAUGGUGGUUGGUUGCUGAAAUCAAACAAAGCCGAGAGGAAAGACAUGCAUGCCUGAGGUUGGAAGAAGUGUAUGAUGCUUUUAAAGAAGCAAGGCGAGAAAAUAGAUGGUGUGAAGAGAAAGAGUGUUUUGUUGAUCCUCAAGGAAACCCGAUAGUUGAUCUUGAUGAGGUAAAUCUUGAAGCAUUAAUUGCUGCAGUUCCAACUGUAAGGGUUUGGUGUAAAGGUCUCAAAGAAAUUCCAAGAUACAGAGAAAAAGUAGAGGAAGGCAUAAGAAAGGUGAUUUAUGCUAGCCUUGAGAAAAAAAAAGAAGACUGUUGA